AUGCUGCGAUACUUGGAGGAGGCGAGGAAACCCCCAAGCCCCACCCUGCCCCACCCUCGCCUCUGCGUGUUGUGUGAUGCCGACCCCAACAAAGCGGCAUCUACGACUACCAUCACCACCACCAGCUCCGUCCCCACCGAGGCCAUCACCCCAGUCCUGUUCGUUGGGACCUUCGCUGGCUGGAGACUUCCGGCAAAGUCCCGGGGUGAUGGCCUUACGGGCCUAGCAAGGGCCCUAAAGAAGCUGGCUGAGAAGUGGGGGAAGGGGAAGAAGGAGAGGGAGUGA
Molecule: messenger RNA, 285 nt
Organism: Penicillium canescens
Lineage: Eukaryota; Fungi; Ascomycota; Eurotiomycetes; Eurotiales; Aspergillaceae
Exons: 2
Coding region: 1-285 (94 amino acids)
Source: RefSeq, a predicted model, not a curated record